GUACGCGUUGCUCCUUCGGUUCGUUCGGACAGCACGGAUAAAACGCUGUCGCCAAACAAAAACAUAAAAAACACUGAGCGGAUCAGGUUCUAUCUUUAAUUAAGAAAAACAACAUCCCAAAAACAACAAGCAAGAAGGACUAAAAUCUGUGGAAAAGAAGUAAGCAAAGCUGUUCCCCAGUGUGAUUUCCUCAUGUGCAUUUAAUGUAAUUCAACUCGACAACAAAAUAAUAAGUGUUGUUGGCCUCUCGCUCUCUGGUCGUACCGCGUAUCUGUGUGUGCGUGAUUUAGUGUUUCGUCGCGUUUCAAGCAAUUAACCCAAAGCAACGUAGAAAUGCCAAAAACGCAUUAAAAAUUAUUACUCGUAGCUGUCUGUCAUUCACAACAGAAAAAAAAAAUGAAAAGAGAAGAGUAACAACAGCAACGAGAAGAAGGAGGAGAGCGACAAUCAUACACAAGUGCUAUUUGCCGCUACUCAUAAAACAAAUUACCCACUUGGGCCUGACUUGUGCGUGCGUUUGUAUGUGUAUCUCUGUGUGUUAAAAGAGCAGCGUAAUCAUCAUCGCCAAAAAAAAAGGAAAAGAAAACUACUAAAAAGUAGUAGUAAAAAAAGAAAGGAAAAGGAGACGAACCAAAAUGAGAGUGUGGCACUGGCAAUAUGUUGCUGCCAAUAACAACAACAGCAACAGAAGCUUCAUCAGUUGAAUAGUACCGGAAUAAAAUUACUAUACAGCCACUGCAUGUGCUUGUGUGUGUGUGUGUGUGUAUUGCGCUCUCCCUCUCUGUCUCUUUCUUUCUCGCUCGCACUGCCAGCCGCUGUGUAUGUGCAAAGCUUUUUUAUGUUUCGCACAAACAUUGCGGUAAAAGAACGCCGACAAACGACGAACCCGUCGUCGCUUUGUCGCUCUCGCCAAUUUCCGCGCGUGUGCAAGGUGAAGUCGCGUCGCGUCAGUCCGUCGGUCGUAUAGUCUCUCUUCGUGUCCACUUCUCCCCUCGCUUGCCGUAUCUCUGUCGUGCAACAACUCCCCCGUGUAUUUUUUUUCUAUGCCCCAAGCUCUGUUCACCGCCUCUCUUGCUAUGCAUGUACACGUGUAUGUGUGCGGUGGAGCAGCUUCUGUUCUGCCAAAUACAUAUGUACAGGCGGAGAGAAGGCAAAGGCAACAGAGCUUGGACACGCGCUCCCUCUCUCGUCGUCUCCCUCCCUCGCCUUACUCAAAGUGCCGUUUUUUCGUGUAUUUGUAGAGAAAUAAAGAAAAAAACAACAACUAACCUCAUAAAAAAGUUCAUACAUUUGUCGCAAAAAAAAGAAAAAUAGAAAAGAGAAGCAAAUGCAAAAAGUGUCAAAGAAGUGAAAAACAAGCAGAAAAAAGAAGCAGCAGCAAUAGAAUCCAGCAGAAGCAGUGAAAAGCAGAAAGAAAAGCCAAGUUUGACUCUCUCUCUCUUUCUCGCUCUUACAUAAAUGGAAAAUAAUUCCUGAGAUUGCGCUGCUAGGAAAAUUUUGCGGAUUUGCAUUUCACCUUCCGUUAGCUCCGGGAGCUGGGAGUUUGGGAGUUUCUUUUGUGGAUUAUUACGCCCUCUCGCGUGCUCUCUCACUCUCUCCCCAAACCCCCCUCACGAUAGUCGCUCACUGUGGGUGCGAGCAAGCCAGGAAGCAAAGGAAUCAUCACCUGCCCAUCGCCACCCACUGCUCAUUGCCACCCGACCCCCGAGCCUUCUCUUCAUCUUUUGGAUGCUGUCUAUAAAUCGGGAACGCGCAUAUUCAGAGCAGAAAUUGCGACUAUUUUGGAUUUAUAAAAAGGUAUGCACUUUUGUCUUCAAUCUGAUGACCUAGGAUAUUCGCAAAACAGCUCACCCACUUGCUGUGUCUUUCACACCUUUAGAAAAUGUAGCUGUUGAAAAUUGUUUUUGAAAAUGAACCAUUUGGCCCGAGGGCCGAGGCCCUGUGUCUCCCUGCGUCGUUGCCUGGAUAAGAAGUCAACAGUUCGUCACAUAAGGCAGCGCCCGAGCUCAUCGCCAACCAUCAGCAGUGUCAUCCGCAUCCGCGCCAGCUAUCACAGCACCAGCCCAAGCCAUCCGAUCAGCUCAUCCGCCGGCUGCACGUUCCUAGGCACUACUGGUAGUACUUUGGGCCGCCCGCGCAGUGCGGCCGCCCGAUCGUUUGCGUCUGCAUGGAGUCAAUGAGACGUAACGAGGCGAACACUAGCCACCACCCGAAUAAGGACGCCGCGGAGAAGGCUCGCGCAAAAUAAUCGAGAGUAAUACGACGUUGCUUAUUUAUUUAUUGUUUUUGUUUUUUGUUUUUCUUGUAAAUUGAAGCGUUAAAAAUACGCGCACGCACAAAACUAUCAACUAAUUAUGGUUAUGGAAUGGAAAAGAAGUUGGCAAAGGUGGCCCUGAAUAGCAGCAACGUAGCAACGGAAAGCAAUAUUAAGAAUAAUAAAUUGUUAGCUAAUUUAAGUGCGGCAGGAGCAGCUACAGCUACAACGGCAACAACAGGAACAGCAACAACAACGACGGCGACAACAGCGAAUCAAGCGCUGAAUUUCAAUAACAAAACGAAAGCAACAGCAAACGCGACUGCAGCAUCGGCGAAUAAUCGGCACAAUAACAACAACAAUUCCAGUGCGAUCAAGAAGCACACAAAUACGAAACAACUAGCUGGCAAGAGCCCCGCGUGCAACUCCUCCUCCUCGUCGCUCUCCUCGUCGAGCAGCUCCAACUCGAGCGAGUCGAAGGACACGAACUUUGAGUACGAGGACGAGUGGAAUAUUGGCGGCAUACCAGAGCUGCUGGACGACUUGGACGCGGAUAUUGAGAAGUCCGCGCAUUCUUCGGGUGGUGGCAACCAGGCUACCGCGCUAAAUGCCAAGCAGGCAAACAGCUCCUCCACAUCCUCCUCAUCAUCCUCCAAGGGCGGCGCUUCAUCCUCGUCAUCCUCAGCAGCAGCGACGGGAUCAUCAUCGUCGCAUAAAUCGCACAAAACCACAUUGCACAGCAAUUUGUCGGCCACAUCGCCAACCACAAUUAAGUUCACACGCCAACCGGUGGCCAUUGGCGGAGCUAACUCCUCCUCAUCUUCAUCAGCAGCUGCAGCGCCCAGUGGUGGCAGCGCGAACGUGGUGGCCAAGGGAUCAUCUUCUUCCUCGUCCUCCACAUCUUCCUCAUCUUCGGGGAAGCAUCAUCACCAUCACCACCAUCACUCAAACUCAAGCAGCAGUGGAAGCAGUUCCAAGGGCUACAAGUCCGCUUUGGUGGCUCAACUGAACAGUCCGAGUCCACUGAACAGUAACUCCAAGUCCCUGAGUGGAUCGGGGAGUGGAAGCGGGAACACAAACGGAGCAGCGGGAGCUGGAGCCGGCAGCACAUUGUCAUCCUCGACAUUUGCCGGUUUCUCCAAAGGCGGCAGCUUAGUGUCUUCGUCGGCAGGAGCAGCAGCGGCUUUAGCGGCUGGCAGUGGACAACAGGGCUCCAAAUUCUCCGCUGGCGGCAUGUCCUCGCAAACGGGCAGCGGCAGCGGCGGCAACAACACUAGCAAUAGCAACAACAGCAGCAGCGGAAGCGGAGGCAGCGGCUCAGGUAGCAGCACAGGGAACACCGCCAGCGGUAGCGGGAACAACAACAGCACAAGUGCCGGUGGGCCGCCGAGUUCGCAAGGCGGCAACAACGGAAACGGUAGCGGUAGCAGCUCCAGCUCCUCCAGUGGUAAAUCGAGCGCAAAGAUGUCCAUAGACCACCAAGCGACGCUCGACAAAGGACUCAAAAUGAAGAUCAAGCGCACCAAGCCGGGCACCAAAAGCUCGGAGGCCAAACACGAGAUUGUGAAGGCCACCGAUCAGCAACAGAACGGAGCCCUGGGCGCCGGAUCCAAUAACUCGGCCAACGAGGAUGGGAGUUCCGGUUCCAGUUCCACCAACGCGUCUUCCCUGGGGAGCACCAAUUCAUCGAGCAGCGCAAGCAGCGGCAGCUCCUCCAGCAGCGGCAGUUCUUCGAGCAGCAGCAAGAAGCACCUAAACAAUGCCAGUAGCGGUAGUGGCUCCUCCUCUUCCGGAGGAGGGAGCCAAAACAAUGCCAGUGGCCAUGCCAGCGGAGGGGGAUCCUCCGGUAGCAGUCAGUCUACGCCGCAGGGCACUAAGCGCGGUAGUUCGGGUCAUCGGCGUGAGAAGACCAAGGACAAGAACGCACAUUCCAAUCGCAUGUCCGUGGACAAGUCAGCAGCUGCUGCCUCGGCGGCCGGCGAGAAGGAUACACCUGAGAAGUGUUCCGGUACGGGAGCUGGUGGAUCUCCCUGCUCCUGCAACGGAGAUGUGGGAGCUCCUUGCUCACAUCAUGCCUGCAUUCGCCGUGCCGCACACAUGUCCAACUCCGCAGGCAAUGCGAAUUCGAGUGCCGGCACUGGGCAAUCCGGUGGUUCAUCCUCCAUGUCAGCAGUGCCACCGGGUGUGUUCACACCUUCAGCGGGCUCUCCUUCCACCGGUUCACCAUCGACCGUGGUGCCUGCCGCUGCCUCACUUCUGGCAGCGACCGGAGCAGCCUCCUCCUCCGCCUCUCAAAUGGCCAGCAGUAGUGCCGGCGGCGUUGGCGGUUCGGGAGGAGGUGCCAAUGCACCAGGACCGCCGGGUAAGGAGUCUGCCGGCAGCAUCAAAAUCUCCUCGCACAUUGCCGCCCAACUGGCAGCAGCGGCCGCUUCCAAUAGUUACAGCGGGAGUGGAGCCAACACGAAUCAAGGCCAGAACAGCAAUGCUGGCGGCAACGGCGGUUCGGAGAGCAAAGCAGCAGCGGCUGCUCAGGCCAAGUUAAUGGCACCCGGCAUGAUCUCAGCCACCAUGCACCAUACGAUCUCGGUGCCGGCGGGCACAGGAACAGGCGACGACGAUACCAAAUCUCCGCCUGCCAAAAGGGUCAAGCAUGAGGCUGGCGCUAGUGGAGCAGGAGGCGGCAAGGAGAUGGUGGACAUCUGCAUUGGCACCUCGGUGGGCACCAUCACCGAACCGGACUGCCUGGGUCCCUGCGAACCUGGCACUUCCGUAACCCUCGAAGGGAUUGUGUGGCACGAGACCGAAGGCGGCGUUCUCGUGGUCAAUGUCACGUGGCGGGGCAAGACCUACGUGGGCACUCUGCUAGACUGCACCCGACACGAUUGGGCUCCUCCAAGAUUCUGUGAUUCACCAACUGAAGAAUUAGAUUCUCGAACUCCAAAGGGACGCGGAAAGCGCGGACGCAGUGCAGGUCUCACUCCUGACCUGAGCAACUUCACCGAGACCAGAAGUUCGAUUUACUUCUCACACGCCCAGGUGCACUCCAAGCUGCGUAAUGGUGCCACAAAGGGACGCGGUGCGACACGCAGUGCAUCCGGUAAUGCGGCAGCGAACAGCAACAGCAGUUCAUCGGGCAACGGAGGCGGGGCCACGCCCAGCACAUCGCCGACGGCAUUUUUGCCGCCACGGCCAGAGAAGCGCAAGUCGAAGGAUGAGGCGCCUUCACCGCUUAACGGCGACGCCUCGGAUGGAGCGUCUGUUGGCGGUAUUGGUGGAGCCGGUGGAGUGAACAUGGUGAACGCCAGUGGCAUCCCCAUAUCGGCCAGCGGCGGUGGCCUGGCCACGCAGCCGCAGAGCCUGCUCAAUCCGGUCACUGGUCUCAAUGUGCAGAUCAGCACCAAGAAAUGUAAGACUGCUUCGCCCUGCGCGAUCUCCCCAGUUCUGCUUGAGUGUCCCGAGCAGGACUGCAGCAAGAAGUACAAGCACGCAAAUGGGCUGCGUUAUCACCAGUCGCAUGCCCAUGGAGCGGGCGGUGGCGCAAGCUCCAUGGAUGAGGACUCCAUGCAGGCGCCCGAGGAUCCGGCCACGCCGCCCUCGCCAGGAGUCGCAAGUGGAACGGGAUCAGGAGCAUCUGUAGCAUCAUCGGCAGUACCAGCGACAGCACCAUCAGCGGGUCAAGGAACUGUCGCAGUGUCCCCAAACACACCCCUCGCAAAUUCAAGCAACCCCGUCACCAAUGGCAAUGUUGCACCAUCGGCACCAGCUACUGGAUCGGUAACUAUCGCCGCUCCCAACACUACUCCCUCUGUGGUAGAGACGCAAGCGCCGCUUACUGGUCCUCCACCAGUCACGCCACCAGCUCCAACUCCCAUCUGCGCAGUUGCAACACCCGGAGCGGAGCAAUCUGUAUCAUCAGUAUUGCCCCUGGGAAAUCUUCCACUGACGGCAGGUCCAAAUAGCGCGACACAACAGCAACAGCCUCCUACACAGCAGCAACAACCACAGUUGCUCGUCCCAGGAGGCAGUGCGGCAAGCCUUCAGCAGCAGCAGCAGCAGCAGCAACCAGUGGCCGGAGGCAGCAUCACUGCUGGAAUCUCCGGACAGGCUCUGUCACAGCAUCAACAGCAACUAAUGGGUGGAUUGCCUGCCAUGUUGUCAGACCAGCAGCAGCAGGCAUUGUUGCAGCAGGGAGCACUUAAAGCGGGUGUACUGCGUUUUGGCCCGCCAGAUGGAAAUCCCCUGCAGCAGCAGCCUGGUCAAGCAUCGGUUAAUCCACAGACACAACAGUCUCCUCCAAGGCCUCCCAGUCAUGUCCAGGAUCAACAGACGCCAUCGGCCUACGCCCAGCAGGCAGGUUUAAAGACAUCGCCUGGAUUUGGCUCCGUUGGCGUGGGUGCCGCUAGCAGCAAACAAAAGAAGAACCGCAAGUCACCUGGACCCAGUGACUUUGAGGGCCGCGUAUCGCGCGAGGAUGUACAGAGUCCGGCAUACAGUGAUAUCUCCGAUGACUCCACGCCAGUUGCCGAACAGGAAAUGCUGGACAAGUCAGUCGGCCAGGCGGUGACGGCAAAGCACAUCGAAUUGAUGGGCAAGAAGCCGACGGAAGUGGGCGUUGGUGUUCCGCCACCACCAGCUCCCAAUAUGUAUGUGCCGGGAAUGUAUCAGUUCUAUCCGGCGCAGCAGCAGUCAGCACCUCCACCACAGCAACAGCAACAACAGCCGCAAUACAUGGUGCAGACAGAGCCAGGCAAACCACCAGGAUUGCCACCUGCUUUGACACAAGCUCAGCAGCAGCAACAAUUGCAGCCGGGUGCUCCUCCGCCUACCUCACAGCCCCCGAGUCAUUUGCUAGGUCCACCCGGUCAGCAGUCGGUGGCUGCCCACCUGGCAGACUACAGUGGCAAGAACAAGGAUCCACCAUUGGAUCUGAUGACCAAACCGCAGCCACAGCCGGGUCAGCCGCCUUCACAGCAGCAGCAGUCGGGCCAACUGUCGGGGCAGGAAAACAAUGGCAAGGAUGUUGGACCGCCCACCUCUCAGCCAGGAUCUCAGCCGCCGCCGGUUAACCUAAGUGCAGUGGCUGGGCCGCCGCCAGGAAGCCUGCCACCCGGUUUGGGUGGUCUCUCGGCUUUGGGAGCAGCCGGUCUAGGUGGUCCUGGACCGGGCAAGGGCAUGCCCCACUUCUAUCCCUUCAAUUUUAUUCCGCCUGCGUAUCCAUACAAUGUGGACCCCAACUUUGGGUCAGUUUCUAUUGUUGCUUCAGAGGAGGCCGCCAAGCUGAGUGGGCAUCCGGGUCUGCCACCCAGCUCACAAGCGCAGCAGUUAUCCGGCAUAAGUAUCAAGGAGGAGCGUCUGAAGGAAAGCCCCAGUCCGCACGACCAGCCGAAGCACAUGCCAUCUCAGCAACAGAUGAUAGCCAGCAAGCUAAUCAAGCAGGAGCCGAUGACCAAGCAGGAGAUCAAGCAGGAGCCCAACUCAAAUCCGGGCCAGCAGCAUCCGCCUCCGCAACAGCAGCCAGCGCCUCAGCCGCAGCAACAACAGCCGCCACCCCCGCAGCCACAACAGCCGCAUGCCCUGCAUCCCAAGGAUUUACAGGCACUGGGCGCCUAUCCCGCCAUCUACCAGCGCCAUUCCAUAAACCUGGCCGUGCAGCAGGCUCGCGAGGAGGAGCUGAGACGGUAUUACAUGUUCACUGGACGACAGAAUUCGGCAGCCGCAGCAGCAGCCGCAGCAGCUCAAAACGCUGCCAGUGGUGGUCUUCCACCGCAUCCCGGCAUGAUGCACAAGGAUGAGCCUGGCAUGGGAUCGGCGGCGCAACAACAGCAGCAGCAACAACAGCAGCAGAUGCAAAUUGCACAGCAGCAGCAGCAGGCCAUUCAGCAGCAUCAUCAGCACCUGCAGCAGCAGCACCAGGCCCAGCAACAGCAGCAGCAGCAACAACACCAGCAGCAGCAGCAACAACAGCAGCAGCAGCAACAACAACAGCAGCAGCAGCAACAACAGCAAAAGUUAAAGCAAUCGCAGGCGGCUAGUGCGGGGGCAAAUAAUAAGGCCACCAACCUGACGAAGGAUUCUCCCAAACAAAAGGGCGGCGAUGACGAUCAACCGCUGAAGGUGAAGCAGGAGGGCCAAAAGCCGACCAUGGAGACGCAGGGUCCGCCACCACCACCCACGUCGCAGUACUUCCUUCACCCCUCAUACAUUUCCCCGACGCCCUUUGGGUUUGAUCCCAAUCAUCCGAUGUAUCGCAACGUGUUGAUGUCAGCCGCCGGACCGUAUAAUACGGCACCGUACCACCUGCCCAUCCCUCGCCCGUACCAUGCCCCAGAAGAUCUCUCGCGUAACACCGGCACCAAGGCGUUGGAUGCACUCCAUCACGCGGCCAGUCAGUACUACACCACCCACAAGAUCCAUGAGCUCAGCGAACGGGCCCUCAAGUCGCCCACCAGCGGCAGCGGCCCCGUCAAGGUGAGCGUCAGCAGUCCCAGCAUCGGGCCGCCUCAACCAGGCGGACCCACGAGCAGCGGCCCCGGAUCCGGACCAGUUUCCGGUGUCCUCGGCCCCGGCAGCGGUUCCAACCAGCAGCCCGGCUCGGCACCUGGGUCUGCGGGCGGUGUGCCGCUGAACCUACAGCCACCACCCGGAGGAAUGGGCCCGUCACCCGGCAGCAAGCCGGAUCUGUCCGGCCCGAAAGGACAUGGCGGAGUGACGCCCGGCUCGUCAUUGGACGGCCACAAGCAGUCGAUGCCCGGAGGUCCGCCACCGAACGGGCCAUCGGGCAAUGGAGCCGUUGGCGGUGUGGGAGGCGCUGCCGGCAAUGGCGCAGCGGGAGGCGGCGGUGCAGGUGCCGCCGACUCACGCAGCCCACCACCGCAGCGCCAUGUGCACACCCACCACCACACGCACGUCGGCCUCGGCUAUCCCAUGUACCCGGCGCCGUAUGGAGCGGCUGUUUUGGCUAGCCAGCAGGCGGCUGCUGUAGCUGUGAUAAACCCGUUUCCGCCGGGUCCGUCGAAAUGAGAUCCACUGAACGGUAACAACGAGAAGAAGGCGUAUAACGUAAAGAACAACUAGUGUGGAGCGGAAAGUCAUGGUGCCCGCCCCAUAGUGCAUUUGCUAUUUUCUGAGAUCCCCAGACAGACAGAUAGAAUGGGAGAAGGAUAAGGCUUUGUUCCCCGUUGGAUUCCAACUUCUUCCCGUCGAAACCUGUCACAGUCUUGGCUGCCUCAACGAGUCCUUUCGAUGCUGAUGCAUCGGCGGUCGAGGAACCGAGAGGAACACAGAAUCGACUAUUUAUAUGCAUAAGUAUUUUUUGAUGUUUCGUUCGAUGUGGUUAACUAUAACUAGCCUAAGGUAUCACUACUAUUACCACAUACAACCUAUACAUAUAUAAAUAUAUAUAGCAUAACUACAUAUAGCGACUUUUUCCUAAGUGUAUUUGCAUCUGCAUAUAGAUAUCUAUAUUUAUAUUUAUAUCAUACGAGAGAGGCGUAAUCCGAACAUGAACAAACACAACCAACAAACAGAUUACAUGAAACAUGCAAAAAAUGAAAGGGAAAAAAACGAAUCAAACUCGAUACUGUAGUGUGUUGAUUUCUUUGUAAAAAAAAAUAAAAACUAAACGUACGAGAAAUGAAAUUAAGAAAAGAUCGAAAUGUAUGAAUAUUGUUUAACUAAAUGAUUAAAUUAUGCAAGUAGAACGUACAAGAUUAGCAUUUAGCGUGUGUAUUAAUUAUCCUUAUCUGUGUUGCGGAUGGAGCUGCGCGGGAUUUGCAUCUAAAAGACAAAUUGGGCGCGCCGCCCAUUCAAUUCUUAUAAAUAUAAAUAUAUAUUAUGUGUAUCUAAAUCUAUAUCUGUGUGUGUACUACUCGUAUCCGUAGUUUCUACUUUAUAAGUUCUCCGUGAAUGACUACGAUGAAUUUUUCGGCCAGCAGCCGCACAUUAAUUUUAAUUGUUUCUAAGCAUCAAUUUGUACUUUAAAUAUUUAUACGCAUAUGCUGCAUAUAUGAUAUGAUAACGAUGGCGAGAUAUAUAUGUAAUUAAAGGAUUAUCUAUGUGAAUGUGGGUGUGUAGUAAUUCACUAGCCGCUUCAUAGACUCUACACGCGUGAUUUAUGGCACUUAAUGUUCUGUAGCCUAAGCCC
Drosophila melanogaster (fruit fly) is the source of this 10397-nucleotide messenger RNA. RefSeq names its product scribbler (gene sbb). Bases 2366 to 9274 code for a protein of 2302 amino acids. The record is from RefSeq and is marked reviewed. The transcript is spliced from 13 exons. NCBI's taxonomy places the organism in Eukaryota, Metazoa, Arthropoda, Insecta, Diptera, Drosophilidae.